Hipposideros armiger (great roundleaf bat) is the source of this 1699-nucleotide messenger RNA. RefSeq names its product protein phosphatase 1 regulatory subunit 3G (gene PPP1R3G). The transcript has a single exon. Bases 14 to 1069 code for a protein of 351 amino acids. NCBI's taxonomy places the organism in Eukaryota, Metazoa, Chordata, Mammalia, Chiroptera, Hipposideridae. Gene Ontology annotation, biological process: regulation of glycogen biosynthetic process. The record is from RefSeq and is a predicted model, not a curated record. Gene Ontology annotation, cellular component: protein phosphatase type 1 complex. Gene Ontology annotation, molecular function: glycogen binding; protein phosphatase 1 binding.
GCCAGACUGCUUCAUGGAGCCCCAAGGGGCGCAGCUGCUAACUUUGGAGGCUCAGGGACCCGCGUCCUUUGGAGAUCCCCUGCCAGCCGAGGAGCUGCCCAACAGAGGGGCCCUCUACAUGGAGGGUGGCAGGGACGGCUGCAGCAUAGCGGAGUCCGGGAGCCCAGACGCCGAGCCCAGGUCCCCAGAGGAAGAGGCUGCCCUCCGGGAACAGGAGGAACUACUGGAACACCGCCGCCGCCGCCGCACGCGUUCCUUCUCGCUGCCCGCGGACCCAAUCUUGCAGGCGGCCAAGUUACUGCAGCAGCGACAGCAGCUUGCCCUGGGGCUGGGCGCGGAGGGCGGCGAGGGCUCCGAGGACGCGCCGCACAGCCCACGUGGCUGCUGCGCCAAGUGCAAGAAGCGGGUGCAGUUCGCGGACGCCCUGGGGCUGAGCCUGGCCAGCGUUAAGCACUUCAGCGAGGCCGAGGAGCCGCAGGUGCCGCCAGCAGUGCUCUCCCGCCUCCGCAGCUUCCCCAUGAGCGCUGAGGAGCUGCAGCAGCUUCCAGGCCUGAUGGCGGCGGCGGCCGCCGCGCAGCCUCCCGGGCUCCGGCCUGCCUUCGAGCUUCCCGGGCCAAGCGCCGCGGCCGAGCGCCUGCGGCGGCAGCGCGUGUGCCUGGAGCGCGUGCACUGCUCGGCGCCCUGGGGCGCGCAGGUGACUGGCUCUGGCCGGGUGCUGGGCUGCCCCGGGCCGAGGACCGUGGCAGUGCGCUAUACUUUCACCGAGUGGCGCUCUUUCCUGGACGUGCCCGCCGAGCUGCAGCCAGAGCCAGCGGAGCCCCAGCGGCCAGAGGCGCCAUCGGGGGAACGUGGGCCCAGGGGUGCCGAGGAUGAGCCGGGUGCCGAGCGCUUCCACUUCUCGCUGUGCCUGCCCCCCGGCCUGCAGCCGAAGGAGGGGGAGAAGAUGGAUGCGCCGGACGUCGCCGUCCACUUCGCCGUCUGCUACCGCUGCGCCCAGGGCGAGUACUGGGACAACAACGCGGGCGCCAACUACACGCUGCGCUACGUGCGCCCAGCGGACGCGCUCUGAGCCCCGGACCCGGCCCUCUGCCCCGCGACACCCCACAGAGCUCGAGGGACCGUGGGACCGGGGGACUUGCCCGGACGCUUUGCUGAGCGUCGUCCACCUGGAGGGGAGCGUGGAAAGACAGGAGGGAGCCGUUCAAUCGUAAACUCGCACUCAGACAGAUCCUGCAAGCAAACGUGUGAGCUCUGGCAAAGCACCCAAACUCCAACCCCUUUUCUCGUGGCUCAGGCCUUCCUAGCCGACCUCUUGAAUUCUCCUCGUGUAAGAAUGGGAAGAAAUCCUCAAGACUCGGAGCAGUUUUCUUCAAGUAAAAGGCUCCUGACUCUUGAGCGAUACUGUAAGAUCUUGGGAUAUGUUUUUAACUGUAGACAUCGUGUUUUUAGCCUUUGCAGAUUGCUGGAGACCACUCUGGUCCCAGAAAGGACGAAGCAUCCCACCACAGUGAACCAAGGGAAGGCGCUGGACUGUGGGUGCACGCUGGAGACCCCACCGGGGUCUGUUUCCCAGAGACAACCGGGUGGGGGCGUGGCCUGCUGUCCUUUUCUCUUAACCGGGAUCUGGGAGAUGUUUGCCCAGACUUUGUGCCUUUGUGUACAGAUGUCCUUUAAAAAAGUAAAGGCCACUUGCACACCC